UAGUUCAGCUUUUAAUGGCUCCUCUAACCAUUUCUCCAGCAGCCCCUUAAAUCUUCCGAACUUCUCCAAUCUUCUCUACUUCUCAACCAGAACCCAAUUCCCUUCGUCCACCCGUCAAAGCUCAACCUCUACUCACAUUUUGUCCUGCCGAAAUGAGCACAGAAAAUCCAGUCGUCGGCGACCAUGGUCCGAAGACCAAAGAGAACAUGACCAAGUCAGUUCCGUUGCUUAAGCUCUUCUCUUUUGCCGACUCCUACGACUACUUGCUCAUGCUCGUCGGAUCACUCGGCGCCUGCGUUCACGGCGCCUCCGUGCCCGUCUUCUUCAUUUUCUUCGGCAAGUUGAUCAACGUCAUCGGCAUGGCUUAUCUCUUCCCCGCCGCUGCUUCCCACAAAGUAGCCAAGUACUCAUUGGAUUUUUUAUAUCUCAGUGCGGUUAUACUAUUUUCAUCAUGGACCGAGGUGGCGUGUUGGAUGCAUACUGGGGAGAGGCAAGCGGCGAAGAUGAGAAUGGCGUAUCUCCGGUCGAUGCUGAAUCAAGACAUCACGCUCUUCGACACCGAGGCUUCAACCGGGGAAGUGAUUGCUGCGAUUACCAGUGACAUCAUCGUCGUUCAAGACGCCAUUUCUGAGAAGGUGGGAAACUUCCUGCACUAUAUCAGUCGAUUUAUAGCAGGUUUCACAAUAGGCUUCUUGAGGGUGUGGCAGAUCAGUCUCGUGACUCUUUCCAUCGUACCUUUAAUUGCUCUUGCUGGUGGUGUCUAUGCUUUUGUAACCACUGGCCUUAUUUCCAAAGUCCGAAAAUCAUAUGUCAAGGCCGGAGAAAUUGCUCAGGAGGUGAUUGGAAAUGUGAGAACAGUCCAAGCGUUUGCGGGAGAGGAAAGGGCAGUGAGAUCAUACAGAACAGCACUCCUGAAAACGUAUAAGUAUGGCAGGAAAGCAGGACUAGCCAGGGGACUCGGACUAGGCACCCUGCACUGUGUCCUUUUUCUUUCGUGGUCGUUGCUUGUUUGGUUCACUAGCAUUGUCGUCCACAAGAACAUUGCCAAUGGAGGAGAGUCUUUCACUACCAUGCUCAAUGUUGUUAUAGCUGGACUGUCACUAGGACAGGCAGCACCAGACAUUUCCGCUUUCGUCCGGGCAAAAGCAGCUGCUUAUCCCAUAUUUGAAAUGAUAGAGAGAAAUACAAUAAGCAGAGCCAGCUCAAAAACUGGCAGGAAACUGGGAAAACUGGAAGGCCAUAUACAGUUCAAGGACGUAUGUUUUAGCUACCCAUCUCGGCCUGAAGUUAUGAUAUUCAACAAGUUGUCUCUCGAUAUACCUUCUGGGAAGAUUGUAGCCCUUGUGGGAGGGAGCGGUUCGGGAAAAAGCACGGUUAUAUCUUUGAUUGAGCGCUUCUAUGAGCCCCUCUCAGGAAGCAUACUAUUGGAUGGAACUGAUAUCAGGGAGCUUGAUCUCAAGUGGCUAAGGCAACAGAUUGGGCUAGUUAAUCAAGAGCCUGCUCUUUUCGCCACCACCAUAAGGGAGAACAUCCUCUACGGUAAGGAAGAUGCCACAUUCGAAGAGAUUACCCGGGCGGCAAAACUUUCAGAGGCCAUCACUUUCGUCAACAACCUUCCUGAUAGAUUUGAAACUCAGGUGGGGGAAAGGGGAAUACAACUAUCCGGGGGACAGAAACAAAGGAUUGCAAUAUCACGUGCAAUAGUAAAAAAUCCUUCUAUUCUUCUGCUGGAUGAAGCUACAAGUGCACUUGAUGCAGAGUCUGAGAAGAGCGUGCAGCAGGCACUAGACCGUGUGAUGGUGGGGAGGACAACUGUAAUUGUGGCACAUCGACUAUCUACCAUUAGAAAUGCAGAUACAAUUGCAGUUGUUCAGAACGGGAAGAUAAUUGAAACAGGAAGUCAUGAUGAGCUCAUUUUGAAACCAAAUGGUGCCUAUGCAUCGCUUGCUCAACUCCAAGAAGCAGCUUCCUUGCAUCGUCUUCCUUCACAAGGUCCAACUUUGGGAAGGCAAGUAAGCGUCAAGUAUUCUCGUGAAUUGUCACGAACCACAAGCCAUGGGGCAAGUUUUCACUCCGAUAAAUUAUCUGUUGGCCGAAUUGGAGCUGAUGGAGUAGAGACUGUUGUCCCGCCACCUCAAGUGUCUAGUGGCAGACUGUAUUCCAUGCUGGUCCCUGACUGGUCAUACGGGGUUCUUGGCACAAUUUGUGCAUUUAUCGCUGGAACACAGAUGCCUCUUUUUGCUCUCGGUGUCACUCAGGCUCUUGUGUCUUUUUACAUGGACUGGGACACAACACGCCACGAAGUCAAGAAGGUUUCACUCCUCUUCUGUGGUGGUGCUGCAAUAACUGUUAUUGUUCAUGCCAUUGCACACCUUUGUUUUGGAAUCGUUGGAGAGCGGCUUACUCUUCGUGUGCGAGAAAUGAUGUUUUCUGCAAUGCUAAAGAACGAGAUUGGAUGGUUUGAUGAGGCUGGCAACAUAAGUUCCAUGCUUGCAUCCCGUUUAGAGAGUGAUGCAACUUUACUGCGAAGUAUGGUUGUUGAUCGCUCUACAAUUCUGCUACAAAAUCUUAGUUUGGUUGUUACUUCCUUUGUCAUUGCUUUCAUCUUGAACUGGAGGCUCACUCUUGUUGUCCUGGCCACGUAUCCCUUGAUCAUCAGCGGUCAUUUCAGCGAGAAAAUGUUCAUGAAAGGCUAUGGUGGCAACUUGAGUAAGGCCUAUCUCAGAGCUAACAUGCUUGCUGGUGAAUCCGUGAGUAACAUCCGCACAAUUGCUGCAUUCUGUUCCGAAGAGAAGGUCCUUGACCUUUAUGCUCGAGAACUUGUUGGGCCUUCAAAACGUUCAUUUACUCGUGGUCAGAUUGCUGGCAUAUUCUAUGGAGUCUCUCAGUUCUUCAUCUUCUCAUCCUAUGCCCUUGCUUUAUGGUAUGGUUCAGUUCUGAUGGGAAAGGAGAUUGCAAGCUUUAAAUCGGUCAUGAAAUCGUUCAUGGUUUUGAUUGUGACAGCGUUGGCGAUGGGUGAGACUCUGGCAAUGGCUCCAGACCUCCUAAAGGGGAACCAAAUGGUGGCAUCAAUCUUUGAGGUGCUUGACCGAGAGACAGAGAUAAGAAGUGAUAUCGGAGAGGAGGUAACAAGUGUUGACGGUCGAAUCGAGCUGAGAGGUGUCCGGUUUAGCUACCCUUCGAGGCCUGAGGUACCAAUUUUCAAGGACUUCAGCUUACGAGUUCGUCCAGGACAGAGCAUGGCAUUAGUCGGGCAGAGUGGCUCCGGCAAAAGCUCAGUCCUCGCCCUUGUACUACGAUUUUACGAUCCAACUUCCGGGAAAGUGACGAUUGAUGGGAAAGAUAUCAAGAAACUGAAGCUGAAAUCUCUCAGGAAGCACAUCGGCCUAGUCCAACAAGAGCCGGCAUUGUUCGCCACAUCCAUCUACGACAACAUCCUAUACGGGAAACAAGAAGCCACAGAAGUUGAAGUCCUCGAGGCAGCCAAACAAGCCAAUGCGCACGGUUUUAUCAGCGCCCUGCCCAAUGGCUACUUGACCAGAGUUGGCGAGCGAGGAGUGCAGCUGUCUGGCGGCCAGAAGCAGAGGAUCGCCAUAGCGCGAGCCAUUCUCAAAAACCCAGCAAUCUUGCUGCUGGACGAAGCCACCAGCGCGUUGGACAUGGAGUCAGAGCGGGUCGUGCAACAGGCCCUCGACAGGUUGAUGAAGCACCGGACGUCAGUCGUGGUGGCUCACCGGCUCUCCACCAUCAGAAAUGCAGACCAGAUAGCGGUUUUACAGGACGGCCGGAUCGUCGACCAAGGGACUCAUUCUGGCCUUGUAGAGAACAAAGAUGGGGCAUACUUCAAGUUAAUCAGCUUGCAGCAGCAGCAACAACACGAUCAACAAUAGCAAAUGCCGGGCUGCGUUGUUAAGUAUAAUAUGUUCUUUUACAGUGUCUGUUUUCUAGUUUGCCAUUUGUUUAUCUGGUUUUCAGAUUUCUGUUUUCGAGCAGAAACAGAAAUUGAGAACAGAUUAAGAUAUAGAAAUAGAAAACUACCGCUAAUAUUAGAGCUGUUGGGGUGGGGAUAAUAUCACCUCGGAGCUUUGACUUAUGACCAACCCAGUUGCUCCCCUUCUCCACUCAGAUAAGACCAUGCCUUUACCGAAUACACAUUGUGUUACGUGGGAAAUGUU
Molecule: messenger RNA, 4175 nt
Organism: Diospyros lotus (date-plum)
Lineage: Eukaryota; Viridiplantae; Streptophyta; Magnoliopsida; Ericales; Ebenaceae
Product: ABC transporter B family member 2-like
Biological process (GO): transmembrane transport
Cellular component (GO): membrane
Molecular function (GO): ABC-type transporter activity; ATP binding; ATP hydrolysis activity
Source: RefSeq, a predicted model, not a curated record